AUGGAGGACGAAACAGCACUACGAAGAACCUGUUGCCAAACCUUGGGAAAGGCCUUAAAAGGCGAAUUUAAGCGCCAAAAUCUGGGAUUCAGUGGGGCUAACUAUGAACUCUUCCCAUUUUCUCAUGUAGCCCACUCUGUUACUGAAUUUAUUAUCAAAAAUGACCUCAAUUUAUUGUUUAUGAUUAAAAUUUCAGAUGCAAAGGUUUCAAGAUGUCCUGGGGAAAUUCUCUGGUUCUUUUACGGCAUUUCAACGAACACAGUCAUGGUCACAUCUCUUGUCUACUGGUCGGCAUUCUGGAAUCCAGAUUUCUCCAAUUUCUACAAGUCGGACGCGAAAUUCAAACACUCAAUUCCAGCCCUUACUGUUGUCUUAGAUAUAUGUCUAAACGGACUCCCGAUUCGAUUACUUCAUGCUAUAUAUCCAAUGAUAUUCGGUAUACUUUAUUCCACUUUCUCCUAUUUCUACUUCGAUGCUGUCAAUGACGAACCAAUUUACCCGAUACUUGAUUGGAGUAAACCAUUGAAGUCUAUUCUUGCCUGCUCGAUGAUCGUCACAUUCAGUCUUAUCAUGCAGGUUGGUUUACCAAUUCAAAUCAUAGAACAAGAAGCUGAUUUCUAA
Molecule: messenger RNA, 621 nt
Organism: Rodentolepis nana
Lineage: Eukaryota; Metazoa; Platyhelminthes; Cestoda; Cyclophyllidea; Hymenolepididae
Source: the annotation of a GenBank genome assembly